Molecule: messenger RNA, 2298 nt
Organism: Colletotrichum orchidophilum
Lineage: Eukaryota; Fungi; Ascomycota; Sordariomycetes; Glomerellales; Glomerellaceae
Product: glycosyl hydrolase family 3 N terminal domain-containing protein
Exons: 4
Coding region: 1-2298 (765 amino acids)
Biological process (GO): glucan catabolic process
Molecular function (GO): beta-glucosidase activity
Source: RefSeq, a predicted model, not a curated record
AUGGUCAAUAAAUUGUUUUCAACGUUGGCCGCGGCCUUCGCCGGCCUCACGCUCUGCGCUGCUCAAGAUGGCUAUACCAACGAGACAGAUCCUUACUAUGGACAGAGUCCAGCCGUAUACCCCACGCCUGUGGGAAACGGAACGACAAACGGAAAAUGGGCCACAGCUUACCACCGCGCAAAAUCCCUAGCCGCACAAAUGACCGUCGAGGAGCUCGCAAACUUCACCCACGGUUGGAACGGCCUCUGCACCGGCAACACGGGCUCCGUGCCCCGCCUCGGCAUCAAGCCCAUCUGCCUCCAAGACGGUCCCGAUGGCGUCCGCGCGCAGGAAUUCGUCUCCGCCUUCCCCUCGGGCAUCCACCUCGGCGCGACAUGGGACCGGAACCUCUCGUACGCGUACGGCGAGGCCCUGGGCGCCGAGUACCGCGGUAAGGGCAUCAACGUCGGCCUCGGGCCUGUCGGUGGGCCCCUGGGCCGUAUCGCGCGCGGUGGGCGGAACUGGGAGGGGUUGAGUAACGACCCGUACCUCUCGUCCGUCGGCGUCGGGGGCGUGACCAAGGGGAUGCAGGAUGCGGGGACGAUUGCGUGCCCGAAGCAUUGGCUUCUCAAUGAGCAGGAGUACCGCCGGAACCCGAGCGUGGAGGAAGGCGAGUCCGGGUCGUCUAAUGUCGACGACAGGACGCUGCAUGAGCUUUAUGUUUUCCCCUUUAUGGAUGCGUUGAAGGAGGGCGCCGCGUCGGUCAUGUGCUCAUAUAACCGCGCCAACAACUCGUACGGCUGCCAGAACUCGAAGCUGCUUAACGGGGUCCUCAAGACGGAGCUCGGGUUUGAAGGGUUCGUGGUGAGCGAUUGGGGCGCGCAAUACGCAGGUGUGGCGACUGCAAACGCAGGUCUAGACCUUGUGAUGCCAAACGAAGCUUUCUGGGGCGCCUCCCUCGUCGAGGCCGUCAACAACGGCAGCGUCGCGCGCGAGAGAGUCGAGGACAUGACGACGAGGAUUCUUGCCGCGUGGUACUACAUUGGCCAAGACGGCGACGACUACCCGGCCGUCGGCGCCUACUCGAAUCUCCAGAAGCACGACCCCGUCGACGUGCAGAAUGGGCACAAGGCGCUCAUCCGCGAGAUUGGCGCCGCCGGCACGGUGCUCGUUAAGAACGUCAACGGAACGCUGCCAUUCAAGAGUCCCAAGUUUUUGACCGUGUAUGGGUACGAUGCCACGCUGCCCCCGACGCCGUGGGGAAGCACGAGUUACGGACCGUCGUUUGGUACCUUUCUGGGGGACACCUUCAACGGGACGCUGGUGGCCGGCGGCGGCUCGGGGGCUACGACACCGCCGUAUGUGAUCAGCCCCUUCCAGGCGAUCCAGGAGCGUGUCGUCGCGGAUGGCGGCGUCGUCAAGUGGGAUUUCUUUUCUGAGAACCCACAGCCUAAUUACGUGAACUCCGAGGCGUGCCUGGUCUUUAUCAACGCGUGGGCUUCGGAGGGGUACGACCGCCCCAGCCUGACGGACGAGUUCAGCGAUAGCCUUGUCAACAACGUCGCGGCCAACUGCUCCAACACGAUUGUCGUGUUGCACUCUGCCGGUAAGCGCGUCGUCGACGCCUGGGCCGACCACCCCAACGUAACAGCGAUCCUCUUCGCCGGCCUACCGGGCCAGGAAUCAGGCCACUCCCUGACCGACAUCCUCUACGGCGACGUGAACCCCAGCGGUAGACUCCCCUACACCGUCGCCCGCGCCGAGUCAGACUACGGCAACCUCCUCAACUCGACCGUCGAAGCGGGCCCGUUCCCGCAGGACGAUUUCACCGAGGGCCUCUUCAUCGACUACCACGCCUUUGACCGGGACGGCAUCUCGCCCCGGUACGAAUUCGGCUUCGGGCUGUCGUACACGAGCUUUGCGUACUCGUCUCUCUCGGCGUCGCCCGUCGGGGCCGUCGCGGCGGGCGUGCCGGAUCCGAACGUCGCGGUCGUGCAGGGCGGACACCCCGCGCUGUGGGAGGAGGUCUACGCCGUCUCGGUGACGGUGCAGAACACGGGUGGGGUGGCGGGCCACGAGGUGGCGCAGCUGUAUGUUGGGAUCCCCGUUGAGGGUACGCCUGCGAGGCAGCUCCGGGGGUUCGAGAGGGUGUUUGUCGAGGCGGGCGGGAGCGCGACGGUGGAGUUUGUGCUGACGAGGCGGGAUUUGAGCUUUUGGGAUGUUGUUGCGCAGCAGUGGCGGUUAGCGGAGGGGGAGUAUGGUGUUUGGGUUGGGGCGAGCAGUCGGGAUUUGAGGGUCAAUGGGACGCUUACUAUCUAG